ACUUUUUUAAAACAUUUGAUUUAUAUCGCGUGCCCUUCACAUUUCGGCGUUUUUUUAAUCAGAGAUCGUCAUUUAGUCGGCGAAUCAGCUUUUGAGUGACAUGCCGAAAGAAUCAGAAGCAUCCGAAGACUCUGAAAAUGUUAUUGUAGUGGAUAAAAAGAAUGAAGUAAAAUUGCAGCGUUCCAUCGGUCUUGUAACCAGUAUUACUAUCAUAGUUGGGUCAAUGAUUGGCUCAGGUAUAUUUGUCAGUCCUACGGGAAUACUGAAGAAUGUCAAGAGUAUUGGAGCUAGUCUUGUUAUAUGGGUUGCGUGUGGACUCUUCAGUAUGCUUGGAGCAUAUUCCUAUGCAGAACUUGGUACAAUAAUUGAACGAUCUGGCGGUGAUUAUAUUUAUGUUUACGAAGCGUUUGGACCAUUUAUUGGCUUUUUACGACUGUGGGUAGAAGUAAUGGUUGUAAGACCUGUAUCUAUUGCUGUUGUAGCUCUAACGUUUGCUGAGUACGUUUUACAACCUGUAUAUCCAAACUGUGAGAUACCUAUGCUAUUGCUCAGUAUAUUAGCAGCUUUAUGUAUAACGUUUUUGAGUUUUGUCAACGCUUUUUCCAUCAAGUUUUCAACUAGAAUACAGGAUGUAUUCACAUUUGCAAAAUUGGCUGCUCUUAUUAUGAUUAUUGUAACUGGAUUUGUACAGAUUGGAUUCGGUCGGUAUGAUGGAUUAAAAGAACCAUUUGAAGAUUCUGACUGGAGUCCUGGAUUAAUAGCCAAUGCAUUUUACAGUGGUUUGUUUGCUUAUUCAGGGUGGAAUUAUUUGAAUUGUAUGAUUGAUGAGAUGAAGAACCCGAAGAAACAUUUGCCUAUUGCAAUUGUUGUAUCUUGUGUGCUGGUAACAGCAGUUUAUACAUUUGCUAAUGUUGCCUAUGCAACUGUUGUGCCAGUGGCAGAAAUUCUCAGCACAAGAGCAGUGGCUGUGACAUUCGCAGUUAGAAUGUAUGGAGUGAUGUGGUGGAUAAUGCCGAUAUUUGUUGCUUGUUCAACAUUCGGUGGAGCUAAUGGCACUGUACUGACGACAUCGAGAAUAUUUUUUGUCGCUAGUCAAGUUAAUCAAAUGCCAGCAUUCAUCAGUUACCUGCAUACUGACUGGUUAACACCGAUUCCUGCUGUUUUAUUCACAUGUGUUAUGUCGUUGAUUUACUUACUUUCUGGAGAUAUUUUCGCUCUUAUCAAUUACAUGGGAUUUGUUCAAUGGCUUGCUAUUGGUCUAUGCGUCUUAAUAGUGAUAAUAUUUAGAUUUACACGUCCUAAAGUUCCACGUCCUGUCAAGGUUCCUAUUGUAUUGCAUAUAUCUAUGUUCUGGUAACCCUAUUUCUGAUUGUUUUCGCUUUUGUUGGAUCACCUAAAGAGUCAUUGUAUGGUGUUCUAAUCAUUUUAACUGGUAUACCAGUUUACAUAAUUGGCUGCGCAUGGACAAAUAAACCGAAAUCGUUUAAACAAACGAUGGAGAGCUUUACAGUGGGUUUACAAAAACUUCUUCGAAUUGUCCCAUCCAGUUGAAUGUGAUUGAUACUGGUAAGAAAAGAAAUCGGAAGGAAAGAAACUGCCAACUGUCCUUUAAUCAAUUCCAUGUCGUUUAUUGUUGUUGUUGUUAUUGUUGCCAUCGCGCCGUUGUCAUUCCACUUGUUUCUACCAUGUAUGUACAUAUUCCUUGGAUAAGUGUGGGACAUGUAAACAAUAAAACAGGAAUUAUACAAAGGUGUAAUAUGCUUUCUCUUCUAUUGUUCUUUUCAAAAGAUGUCUGGACUGACCAACAGGGCAAGAAAGAUGGAGUUUAGUCUCUUGAGUCUUGCAAUUUUAUUCCCUUGUUUACUUUUUCCAUUAUCACCCUGUUUUGUUUAGUUUUUGAUAAAACUCACAAGUUUUAUAUUAGUCUAUGGAAAUCAUUGUAUUUUACCAUAUCUGUUCUUUUUUAAUCUUGUUCCAAUCUCUAUGCAAGUAACAGUUGUUAUUAUUAUAUAUAUGGACGUUGUAUUGAAUGUUGUCUACCUCAUUCAUCAGACGUCUUGUAUCAAUAGCUGUUUGCCCUGUUAUAAAUGAUGCCCUACAAAACUGUGAUUAUUAUACAUUUGUAAUAAAGUGAGCACGUCUGAAAGUUUAUUGUCAUAACUUUGUUAUCUGCAUAUUCAUGCAUCAUUACUUGGUUAGUUGACACGAUCAGAUGAAUAUUGUUGAUGAUGGGAUGAUGAAAUGGAGUUGAAGAAGAUUGAAGCAGAUAUAAUAGUAAUAUUAAUAAUAAUAGUAAUGAAUGCCUUAUUGUAAACAACAUUUGUGAUGCAGCAUAUGAUAUUAUUUCAAUAACUUGACUUUGUGUACAAUAUUUUAAAACGAUAUAUUUAUUGCAUGGGAAUAACAAGAGUGUUAAAGUGGAUAGUAUGAAAGAGGCAGCUGGUGUUACAUUAGCAUGUGGUUUGGAAAAUUGAGAGUAAUUUUGAUGGUAGUAGGUCAUAUAUCCCG
Messenger RNA from Heterobilharzia americana, 2508 nucleotides. NCBI's taxonomy places the organism in Eukaryota, Metazoa, Platyhelminthes, Trematoda, Strigeidida, Schistosomatidae. The record is from the annotation of a GenBank genome assembly.